Messenger RNA from Fusarium subglutinans, 375 nucleotides. RefSeq names its product eukaryotic translation initiation factor eIF-1. Gene Ontology annotation, cellular component: eukaryotic 43S preinitiation complex. Gene Ontology annotation, biological process: translational initiation. The coding region runs from base 1 to 375 and encodes 124 amino acids. Lineage: Eukaryota; Fungi; Ascomycota; Sordariomycetes; Hypocreales; Nectriaceae. The transcript is spliced from 4 exons. The record is from RefSeq and is a predicted model, not a curated record. Gene Ontology annotation, molecular function: ribosomal small subunit binding; translation initiation factor activity; RNA binding.
AUGUCCAUCGAAAAUCUCAAGACCUACGGAACAACAUUGCUGACCAUCGCGACAUUAGACCCCUUCGCCGAAGCCGACGAGGACACCGGAGAAACCAAGCAGACGCAGAAUUACAUCCAUAUACGCAUUCAGCAGCGUAAUGGACGUAAGACUUUGACAACUGUUCAGGGUCUCCCCAAGAAAUUUGACCAGAAGAAGAUUCUUAAGGUCAUCAAGAAGAAGUUUGCCUGCAAUGGCACUAUCGUCAACGACUCCGAGAUGGGAGAGGUGAUUCAGCUCCAGGGUGAUCAGCGCAAAGAUGUUCAGGAAUUUCUCAUCGACAAGAAGGAAGGCCUCGAGCUAGAUGCCAAGACCAUUAAGGUCCACGGUUUCUAA